This is a messenger RNA of Danio aesculapii, 2446 nucleotides long. It is a transcript of the gene tmem150aa, whose product is annotated as transmembrane protein 150Aa. Bases 269 to 1150 code for a protein of 293 amino acids. The transcript is spliced from 8 exons. Gene Ontology annotation, biological process: protein localization to plasma membrane. The record is from RefSeq and is a predicted model, not a curated record. NCBI's taxonomy places the organism in Eukaryota, Metazoa, Chordata, Actinopteri, Cypriniformes, Danionidae.
CGAGGAGCAGGUUUGGCAACAGUGCCUUAUCUUAAAGGAACAACCAAGGUUGUGUGAGGUUGGAAGCAGGGAGUAGCAGGACCUAAGGCCUGGAUUUGGCGGCCGGAAGGAAGGAGCAAGCGUGGCAUCCCUCUCCUCCUCUCAUGUCCCCUCCCUGUGUGUCCUUGCAUGUCAGUGCCCCCUCGUCAUUCCCCCCGUGUCUCACCCUGCCAGCCCUCUGUGUUCCUCCCCCUCAUGCUUGGGACAGACCGGCCCCACCGUCAGACCAAUGACUGCCUGGAUCAUACUGCCUGUCAGCCUGGCUGCCUUCUCCAUCACUGGCAUAUGGAUAGUAUAUGCUAUGGCUGUAAUGAACCACCAUGUUUGUCCUGUCGAAAACUGGUCAUACAAUGUGACGUGCACAGAAGAAACAGCCAAACCGGGCUUCCCAAAAACAUGCUGCACCCUUCAAGACAUCCCCCUCAUCAGUAAAUGUGGAUCCUACCCUCCCGAGAGCUGUCUGUUCAGUCUUAUCGGUAAUGUGGGAGCUUUCAUGGUGGUGAUGGUGUGUUUACUACGGUAUGCUCAGAUCAUCGAACACAGGAACCACUGCUGGCUCAACACCAGUGGACUUGUGUCCGGAUGCACCAAUGCUGUGGGACUCGUCAUGGUGGGCAACUUCCAGGUGGACCACGCUAAAACACUUCACUAUGUGGGUGCAGGCGCCGCCUUUCCUGCAGGAAUUCUGUUCGUGUGUUUGCAGUGUUUGCUGACCUACAGGGUCGCUGUCACCGCUCUGGACUACUGGAUGGCUCAUGUGCGUGUGGCUCUGGCUACUGGAGCUCUCAUCACACUGGUUCUCAGUGGGAUAUUCUUCAUCCACGAGAGCUUCGUCUUACAGCAUGCAGCAGCCAUCUGCGAAUGGGUCUUCACAGUGGUCAUCCUCAUCUUUUACGGGACUUUUACCUACGAGUUCGGAACUGUAACAACAGAGACCAUGUUGGCCGGCCUCCAGCGGAACCUCUCGCAUGGGCCCGGCGUCAUGAUCGGAGACGAUGUCCAAGCUGGCACCCUGGGAAGCAGCACCACAACAAAGAGUUUGAAAUCUCCAGGAGGAAGCAGCACCUCCACCCAUCUGAACUGCACUCCUGAGAACAUCGCAAUGCUUUAAACACAGAAGUACAAACACACACACAGUCACAUACUGCCACGUGAGAUGCCGCCUCACGAUGGUGCUCCCACACAGAAAUCAAACUGAUUUAGAGGACGUUUACAUGACACAUUUUUCUAAAACUGGGAAAUGUCGUUUGCGCUUUGGCUGUUUGUUUACAUGACAACAGCAUUUUGAAAAAACAUUUAAAGUGCAAUUUUUGGAAAAUGAUGGCACCAUCUUUUUGUAAACUUUCAAAAACAUGAAUUUGUUAAAAAUGGGGACAUCAUGUAAAUGCAUAUUGAUAAGGAUAUAUAUGGGAUACCCAUUGCCUUCAAAUUACUAAUUAAAUGAGCUACACUACCUGACAAAAGUCUUGUCAUCGAUCCAAGUUUUAAGAGUAACAAAUAAUAACUUGACUUCUACUUGAUCAUUUGGAAAAGUGUCAGAAGGUAGAUUUUCUCAGAUGAAUCGUGUUGAGCUGCAUCCCAAUCAUCACAAAUACUACAGAAGACCAAUAGGAACCCACAUGGACCCAAGAUUCUCAUAAAUACAAUCAAGCUUGGUGAAGGAAAAAUCGUGGUUUGGGGUUACAUUCAGUAUGGGGACGUGCGAGAGAUCUGCAUUGUGAAUAGCAACAUCAACAGCCUGAGGUAUCAAGACAUGUGUUGCCCAUUACAUUACAAACCACAGAAGAGGGCAAAUUCUUCAGCAGGAUAGUGCUCCUUGUCAUACGUCAGCCUCCACAUCAAAGUUCCUGAAAGCAAAUAAGGUCAAGGUCCUGCAGGAUUGGCCAGCCCAGUCACCAGACAUGAACAUUAUUGAGCAUGUCUGGGGUAAUAUGGAGGAGGAGGCAUUGAAGAUGAAUCCAAUGAAUCUUGAUGAACCCUGGGAGUCCUGCAAGAACUUUUCUUUGCCAUUCCAGAUGACUUUAUUAAUAAGUGAUUUGAGUCAUUGCAGAGAGAUAUGGAUGCAGUCCUCCAAGCUCAUGGGAGUCAUUAAUUCAUAUUAAUUCUUUUUCCACUGCACCAUGAAUUUAUAUUCUAUACUGUACAUUAUUUCUGUUAAGUUACAAGACUUUUGUCUAAGUAAAGUCAGACCUUACUGUCCUAAUUAAAAAUCAAGACAUGAUGGUAAAAUAAGCGUAAUCUAGAGGCCUUUGCCUUUCAUAUAAGCCAAUUUUGAUCAACUAGAAGUCAAGUUAUUAUUUGUUGUUCCUAAAACUUGGAUAGACGCAAGACUUUUGUCAGUUAGUGCAUGUGCAUAAUUAUAAAAAAUGAAGUUAAGUGAAUGUAACACUUCUAAGUUACAACAGAA